Microthlaspi erraticum is the source of this 3675-nucleotide messenger RNA. NCBI's taxonomy places the organism in Eukaryota, Viridiplantae, Streptophyta, Magnoliopsida, Brassicales, Brassicaceae. The record is from the annotation of a GenBank genome assembly.
AUGGAGAAGAGGCUCCGGUCAUCUCUCAAGACAUCCGCCGAGGAAUUCCUCUCAUCCGCCGUGAAAUUAACCCUAAAAUCCUCUAAACCGUCGCUGAAAACCAUUAUCUUCGCGGUGAAACCCUCGUCGGGCCUCUCUUCUUCUCUCCCACUCGCUCUUCACAACUCCAUACUCAGCCACACAGAAUCCUUCCAGAAAGCCGCCAAAGAUGGUGAUAAUCCGUAUCUCCCCUCUCCCUCUGAUUCGCCUCCAUUGAAGCGUCAACGUGGUAACGGAUCCGGAUCCGGACCCCUACCCGAUUCCGAUUUGGAUCAGCGGAGGCAACAGAUCCUUGCUUCUCUCCAGGUCCUCUCUCAUGUACUUCAUCUUUGCCUUUUAUCUCCCAAAAAAGCGUUUUCAACCUCCGAUAUACUUCCCGCUGCUCAAGCUUUGCAUAAUAAUCUUAUUCUGUUCGAGUCGGAUUCGGUUCUGUGCCUUGAGAUUGCCGCAAUUUGCGAGGUCUGGUGGAAAGAAGGUCUUUUGGAAAGAGAAACAUUAAUUUCUCAGUCGUUACCGUUUCUGCUAUCGAGGUCACUGACAUUGAAGAAGAAAGUGGAUGUUCAUCGAGUCUAUAUGUUGAGGGAAGCAUUCACAUUGUUUGAUUUCGAAGACGAGAGCAUUGAAGAUCUGAGGAUGUUGCUGAUGCGGUGUGUGGUUUCACCUGUGUACGUAAAGACAGAAGAUGGUCAGAGAUUUGUCUCUUUCGCAUUUGGACUUAGCCGACAGUUGAUGAAAUCUGGUCUUGCUGUUGUUAAAGCUCAGAUUCCUUUUGGGAGGAAAUCUGUGCUUGAAGGGUUUGGUGCGAUUCUAUUUCGAGCUUGGAGAGAAGUAGAGGAAGAUUUGAAAGGUGAGAUUGAAGAUGGGUUUCUGCAGGGGAUGAUUGAUAGUGCUAUUCACGCGAGCUCAUGCGCUUUUGCUGCCUCUCUAAGAAGGGUUUUGGGAGGCUUUAUCGGCCAGCGGACUACUCAAGGAGUCGAGAAGCUCCUCUUUAGCCUUGCUGAGCCCAUGAUAUUUCGCUCACUGCAGGUCGCAAAUUCAAAUGUUCGUUUAAAUGCUUUACAUUUACUUCUGGAUCUUUUCCCCAUGGAGGAUCCUGAUGCAACAAAAGAAGUAAAAGAUACGCUGCUUGACAAACAGUUCUAUUUGUUGGAAAAAUUGAUGAGUGAUGAAUGCCCAGAUGUGAGGUCUGUUGCUGUGGAAGGUCUCUGUCGAGUUUUCUAUCUUUACUGGGAAGUGAUCCCAUCGUCAACAAUUACCAAGAUCAUCACCAAGAUUUCCGAUGAUAUGUCACAUGAAUCGUGUAGUGAAGUUAGACUUUCAACGGUUAAUGGUAUAACUUAUCUCCUUGGAAACCCGCAUUCCCAUGCCAUUCUUGAAGUGCUUCUACCAAGACUGGGGCAUUUGUUGCUAGAUAAUGUUACUUCUGUACGGCUUGCCAUGGUAGAUCUGCUCCUUCUUUUGAGAGAUCUCCGGACUUUCCAGUUUAACACGGUAGUGAGCUUGGAUGUGUUGUUAUCUGUUCUUGCCUCUGAACAGACUCAUGUUGCUAAGGGAAUCGCUCGACUUCUAAUGCCAUCAUACUUUCCGUCAACAAAGAAAGCUGAGGAGGCUUGCACCCGAUGCAGGACACUCAUAAACAGAAACCCAACAGCUGGUGCCCGGUUUUGCGAAUUUUUAGUAUCUUUAGGAGCAACCGUUCAAUCAGCAUUGCAGCUUCUUGGGUUCUUCUUGAAUUCAGUCUUGUCGGGUGAUAAGCUAGAGGAAAACCAGAUCGAAGGCUUGCUUCUUGCUUCUUACUAUCUUUGUAAAGAUCUUGUUGCUGAUUCUGGGUGUAUGGCCUCCCUUAAAGAGCUGUUACCUGGACAAAAAUUGAAAAGUUUGCUAGCUUUUUCACCCACUGCACAGGCUCAGUCAGCUGUCUUUGAUAUUCUUGCUAUGGUCUCCCCUGAUACUGUGUCUGACGUCCUCGAAGAUUGCAUGACUUUAAUUGUCAAUUGUGGUGGUUUGCCUGGGGAUGCAGGACGACAGACCGAGAUGAGAUCUGUACACAAGUUACUCUUGUCUUCUAAUGCCUUUUCUGACCUCAUUAGAACUUUCACCAGUAUAAUGCAGAAGGCUGCAUACCGUUGUCAGAUCAAUUUUGGCUCUGAAGUGGAAAGAAAGAAUGUGUAUUCCAUGACGAGAAAAGAAUCAAAAUCUUCUGGAAAAUCUUCGGCAAGGUGGAAACAUGUUAGCGGCAAAAAUGCAAUCAGUUUCGAAGAAGAUUAUUCGCUUGCUGUAGGAAUAGCAUGGCAGAUAAAGGAUUUACUCAUUAUCGAAGAUGCUCGUGAAGCUAUACUUGAGUCUGAUAUCGAGGAGCUAUUCCUCGCCUUAAAAGUCGUCUGCCAGACUAGCAUUCGCCAAGCCUCUCAUUCUGAAUGCAUGGACGUGUACCCUGUAAUGGCAUAUACUUCUCUUGCUUUGCACAUGAGUCUUCAGAAUCUUAAUACGGAAGCUCAGAAGAAUGAUACAAGAAAUGCCGGGAAUGUUCUGGACCAAACAAUGGAUCACAUUCUAGGCUUUACAGAUGAACUAUUUCAGGCAUGUGAAAGUGGAACGCCAAGUACCAUAUCUCUAGACGCAAACGUUAGCAAGAAACCAAAAACAAGAUUUUCAAGUUCCAGGAAUGAUGCUUCCGAGGGAUCUAAGAAAGGAGUUGUAGUGAACAAGGUAAAGAUGCUUACCGCGAUUCUCAAGUUUUGUGUUGAGUGUACCGAGAUGGAUCUAGCUUCCCACUUCCAAGCAAGGAUGUUAAAGUUCACAUCUGCAUAUCUAAAGUAUGCCAUCUCCAUUUGCAAUCACCAUUCAACGGGUAAGUUAGAAUUGGAAGACGCAGAUAUAAAGGACUUGCUUUUGUGUAUAAAAAGCUCCACCAGUUAUGCCGGAAAGUUGAUAAACCUAGUGAUGAGACAAACAUCUGAAGCUUCACCCCUUUUGUUUGAAACUUUUGACCUUGCAAACGCCCUGCUUCAUCUAUUCACCACGGUUGAGAUAUCUCUAGGCUCGGUUUACGCAUUGAGAGUUUUGACAGCUUUAAACCCUUGGAUACCAGAUUUGGUUCUUGCACUAGGACCUUGUUUCAUCAACAAUAGCCUAGAAGAAGAAAGUUCAUACACCAGCUCAUUCAAGCACGUCAAACUCUGCUUUCCCUCAUGGCUUAUUACAUUCGCAAAGAUCGAAUUACAUGAAACCGAUGAGACCUCGGAUUCCCAUCUCCAACUCCCGGGAUUCAAAAAGCUGAUAAGCACCGUAGUUACACUGGUGAAAGGUAACUCCCACGUUGUUGAUGGAAUUGGUUAUGUUCUCUUGAUAUGUUCAGCAGUGUGUAUAGAGAAGAAAGAUUACAAUACCGCUCUAGGAUUGUUGCAUUUUCUAUGUGUGAGGUUAGUUAAAAGAGAAGAUAGAGAGUGGAAAGACCUUGACACAAUGUUGGUUUCACUUCCAAGAAUUUACCCGAUAAUAGAGCGAGAGAUAGGUGAAGAGAGAGACGAAGAUGAACUGAAGAGUCUUGAGGCUGCAAGAGAAUGGCUUCAACCUGUGUGGAUGUACCAUGUCUAUGAGACCGGUAGGUUCCGUAUGAUGGAGGAAGAAGAAUAG